AUGCCGAUUAUGAAACGCCAAAAAAAGAAACCCGUCGCCUGCCAGCGAUGCCAUAUCCACAAGGUCAAAUGCUCGGGCGAACGGCCCUGUGCCAAAUGCCGGCUAGCCGGGUGUGAGAAUGAGUGUUUAUAUGCCGUUCGUGAUCGAAAGAUCAAGGUUAACGAGAGUUAUCUGGACCAACUCCUGGCCGAAAAUGAACGCCUCAAAGCAGGAGUGUCCCAAGACCACCGCCGCUCCAUCCCCGACUCCCACGAUGCAUUCCAAGACACGCUCUCUCGAUCCUCUCAAUCCCAGGAAAUCGAAGUCCAGAAUCCUCUUCUCGGCGAUCGGGCCUGGUUCCAUCCAUAUGAUCCGUCCAGCCCGCCCAUCUUCAUCGGCGAGGCAGCCUGUACGGCAUUCGCCACUCGCCUGCGCCAGUUUCUCACGGGCGAUCCGGAUACGGUGCAUGUGCCGCGGACGCAGUAUACGCCGGAGUCAGCGUUGAAUGAUGGCCGCAUUUCAUGGCCGAGUCUGUCGCAGGCGAGACUGCUGGUCCGGAUGGCGUUUAACCAGAUCAGUCGGGUGUAUCAUCUGGUGUUGCAGCGGGCGACGCUAGACGAGCUGGACGAGGUGUAUAGGACGUCUAAUUUUGAUGAUUCUGCGCUGACGUGUAAAUACUUUGCGCUCUUUGCGUUGGGCGAGGUUUAUUCUGCUGCCAGAUCGGGUGAUCACGUCCCAGGGACGGCGUACUAUGUGCGAGCGAUGCAUUUGAUUCCGAUUCUCCCAGAACGACCGGGGAUGAUUCAUAUCGAGAGUUUACUCCUGCUGUCCCUCUUCUCCUACUUCCUCAACCGCCGCCACUCAGCCUACAUCCUCAUCGGCAACGCCAUGCGACUCGGCCUCACUCUCGGCCUCAACCACAACAUCCCAGUCCACCAAUACAUCGACCCGAUUCAGCGCCAACACCGCGUCCGAAUCUGGUGGGCUAUCUACAUCUUCGACCGCAUGUUCAGCUCGAAAAUCGGAUACGCGCCCCAGAUUUCAGACGAGGAAAUCCAUGUCGACAUGCCGGCUGACGUCGCCUAUGCCGGGGAGGACCAGUUAACGGAUACACCGUAUUUGAUUGCGAGUAUUAAUCUGGCCAAGAUAGCCGGGCAGAUUAUUGAAAAGGUGUAUAGUCGGAAGAGGCAGCGGGAGGGAUUUUUGCAGCGCGAGCAGAGGCUGUUGAUUGCGUUGCAGCGGUGGAUGCAGGAGUUGCCGGGGCAUGUGCGGUUGAGGGGGGAGGGGAGUGCGAAGCAUAUUGUUUCGUUGCAUUUGCAGUUUAAUCAGUGCCUCAUCCUCGCUACUCGCCCUGUGCUGCUGCACGCCCUCGUCCAACUCGGCAGAAAUAAACGAACACGACAAGACAUCCCCCAGGCAGUCGUAACACUCAGCGAAGCCUGCAUCCAUGCAGCCCGGCACUCACACACCCUCAUCGUCGACGAAUGGAUCUCCGGCUCGCUCCCCAUGUACGGCUACUUCUACGCGCACUAUCUCUUCUCCUCCGCCCUGGUCCUGGUGAUAUCCAGCCAACUCACUUCAAUCGGGGCCCAAACCGACAUUGAAAGUCUAGAAACCGCACUUGAAAUCCUGCGCAGAAUGAGCGAUUACGGGAAUCUAUCCGCGAUGGAAUUCUACGAGAACUUGGAACGGGUGCGGUUGGCGCUGCAGAAUGAGGGUGAGAAAGAGAAUGUUGCUCUUCCUGUUGUGUCCGAGGCGAAUAUCCCGCCUAUGCCCGUUGGAGAUGCUGGAUACACGACGGAAAUGGCAUUCUUGGAGCCGACGAUGCAGGAUUUCCUGACGCAGGAUGAUAUGGAGUUGCUCAAUCCGGGGGAAAUGGCGAUUGGGGAGGGUUUAGAUGGAUGGCCUGUUUUGUGGACUUCUUAA
Messenger RNA from Aspergillus wentii DTO 134E9, 1905 nucleotides. RefSeq names its product Zn(II)2Cys6 transcription factor. The record is from RefSeq and is a predicted model, not a curated record. Gene Ontology annotation, molecular function: DNA-binding transcription factor activity, RNA polymerase II-specific; zinc ion binding; sequence-specific DNA binding. NCBI's taxonomy places the organism in Eukaryota, Fungi, Ascomycota, Eurotiomycetes, Eurotiales, Aspergillaceae. Bases 1 to 1905 code for a protein of 634 amino acids. The transcript has 5 exons. Gene Ontology annotation, cellular component: nucleus. Gene Ontology annotation, biological process: positive regulation of transcription by RNA polymerase II; DNA-templated transcription.